AUGCCGACACAUUUGCGAUUCCGGAGAAGGUCAUUCCUUGGGCUUUUAUUCCUUUUCUCGUUCUCAACCACGACACUGUAUGUCAUCUACUCUGCACCUGGCAUCGUGAACGAGUACUUUUUCAUGGUCCAAGCCAGAGGGAUCCGCAUCAGAGAAAAUGUGAAGAAUAUCGGUGCUCAGGUCCUGGAGCAGGUGGUUAGAGGUGCUUACAGCAAUGGCACAGAUUACUCAUAUGACUUCAACAUGAGUGAGAGUGAUGCUCCUCCCACUGCAUAUCUUCCUGGGGGUUUUACGUAUCUCCCCUCACAAGUUUGCCCUGAGAAGCUGCCUUCAAUGAAGGGUAGGUUGGAGGUGAAUAUGAGUGAAGUUUCACUAGAGGAUGUGGAGAGAUCUCUGCUGCAGGACGAGUCUUUUAUGGCCCCAGGAGGCCACUGGAAGCCCAAAGACUGUUUACCUCGCUGGAAGGUGGCAAUCUUAGUACCGUUCCGGAACCGACAUGAGCACCUGCCUAUCCUCCUGAGACAUCUGGUGCCAGUGCUUCAGAAACAAAGGCUUCAGUUUGGCUUUUAUGUCAUAGAGCAGGCUGGCACCGAGACGUUUAACCGAGCGAUGUUGUUCAAUGUGGGCUACAAGGAGGCCAUGAAGGAUAUGGAUUGGGACUGUCUUGUCUUCCAUGACGUCGACCACCUCGUGGAGAAUGACAGGAACUACUACGGCUGCACGGACAUGCCCAGACACUUUGCGGUCAAACUUGACAAGUACUCAUACAUGCUUCCGUAUAAUGAGUUCUUUGGUGGUGUCAGUGGCCUGAAAGUGGGACAGUUCGAUAAGAUUAAUGGAUUUCCUAAUGCGUUCUGGGGCUGGGGAGGAGAAGAUGAUGACCUUUGGAACAGGGUGCUGUAUGCAAAUUACACCGUGAGCAGACCACAUGGAGAACUGGGCCGCUACAUGUCUAUUCCACACCAUCAUCGCGGAGAGGUCCAGUUCCUGGGAAGGUAUCGUCUUCUCCGCCAUUCAAAGGAGCGGCAGAAGGUUGAUGGUCUGAACAACUUAAACUACUCCCCACUUGUGUCCAAGAGGCCUCUUUACACCAACGUCACAGUCAACUUGAGCAGAAGUCUUGCACCUGUAGCCGACUACUGA
Molecule: messenger RNA, 1143 nt
Organism: Nerophis lumbriciformis (worm pipefish)
Lineage: Eukaryota; Metazoa; Chordata; Actinopteri; Syngnathiformes; Syngnathidae
Source: RefSeq, a predicted model, not a curated record